This is a messenger RNA of Guillardia theta CCMP2712, 468 nucleotides long. RefSeq lists its product as hypothetical. NCBI's taxonomy places the organism in Eukaryota, Cryptophyceae, Pyrenomonadales, Geminigeraceae. The transcript is spliced from 5 exons. The coding region runs from base 32 to 382 and encodes 116 amino acids. The record is from RefSeq and is a predicted model, not a curated record.
GCGAGCAAGCUGGGGCGUCAUUGCGGCGACAAUGGUGGCGGGAACCGAAGCUUUCAUGGGAGGAGCUCCUCCCAUGCUGGCUCCUUCUGCCUCCCUUUCUGCUAAGGCAACCAUGGUUGGCCCUUCCAGCAGGAAGGCUCCUGCAUGCCUUGCUCUCAGGAUGCAAGACAACGAUGGGCCGGCUUCUCCCAAGAGGAUGGGUGCCUCGGUUGAUGCCGAUGGAAAGAGCAAUGUGUGGGCGGUUGAGCCCAAGAUGCAGGUUCAGGAUCCUGAGAGUUCGGGACAGAGCACUGCCCUGAUCGGCGGCGUUGCUGCCGCAGGCAUUGCUGCGAUUGCUGCGAUCCUCUCAUCCGGGAUUCUCAACAACGUCGAGCAGCGAUAAAAGAGAUGCAUGCUGGGGAUUAAAAUGAGGAACGAGAGCCUCUCUUGCAAAACUGAGACUAGAAUUAAAGAAUCAUCCUUUCUUCG